GAGUGACAUACACAGAGCAGCAACGAGGAGCAGGUUUGGAAAGAAGACGACAAAAAGCGUCUGUUUGUGCUCCGAGGGUUAGGCUUUUUUUGUUUCCUUUUUCACAUCAUUAAGCUCAAUACACUUUUCUAGUAGGAGCCGAGGAGACAACAGCGACCAGAGAGACCAGGGUAGUGAACCAGGAAGUGAGAGUUCUUUUUACUCAGCAUCCGGAAAAGCUUCAGAUAUUUCCUUUGAAAUGUCCGCUCCUGGCUAUCCAGGCGGUCCGCACCAGCCACCCUAUCCCAUGACUCAGCCCGGCGGUCACUCCGUAGCGCCUUAUCCCUCUGCUCCAGGGUAUGGCAACCCCCAUCAAGCCCCUCCACCGGGCUUCAUGGACUACAAUUCAGGCCCGCCUCCUGUCAUGUACCAGCCCAGUCAGGUGGGCCCAGGACCAGUUCCAGGACCGCAGUAUGGGGGCCCUCCUGGAGGGAUCUCCCCUGCCCCUGUUGGUGUACCGGCUGCGGUUGCUGUCGGGGUGCCACCGGGCCUGGAGUACCUGACACAGAUAGACCAGAUCCUCAUCCAUCAGAAAAUAGAACUCCUAGAAGCAUUCAUCGGAUUUGAGACCAACAACCAGUAUGAGAUUAAAAACAGUCUGGGCCAAAAGAUCUACAAAGCCAAAGAGAAGAACGACUGCUGCACCAGGAACUGCUGUGGCUCUCUGCGCAGCUUCGACAUGAAGAUCAAAGACAACAUGGACAGGGAAGUCAUCCGUCUCAUCCGGCCUUUCCGCUGCGUCUCCUGCUGGUGUCCCUGCUGCUUGCAAGAGAUGGAGGUCCAGGCACCACCGGGCACCACCGUAGGUUACGUCAAACAGGACUGGCACCCUUUCGUGCCAAAGUUUUCCAUCCAGGGACCCAACAAGGAGACCGUGAUGAAACUCGAGGGGCCCUGCUUCGCCUGCAACUGCUGUGGAGACGUCAACUUUGAGCUGAAGAGUAAAGACGGUGACACGCCCAUCGGUCGCAUCAGCAAGCAGUGGAGCGGCCUGUUGAAGGAAGUCUUCACAGACACGGACAACUUUGGCAUCCAGUUCCCGAUGGACAUGGACGUGAAGAUGAAAGCCGUGCUGAUGGGAGCCUGCUUCCUUAUUGAUUUCAUGUUCUUUGAGAAGGUCGGGGAGGCCAACCAGCGCAGCACGGUCUUUUCUUAACAGCGUUUCCUCUGAGAGGAAAAAAGUAGUUAUGCAUUCGUCCUUGAAAUUCUUUGUUUGUUCUUUUUAUUCUUUCUUCCAGCCGAUACUGUGCCAUCUUUUUCUCCACACAGACCAAUACAAGCAAACUAACUCCUGAUUCCAGAUGUCUGCCAAGGAUUCUUUUUUUAAGAUCUAUCCAAACUCAGUUACUGACUUUGGGAAACAUAUGACCAUUUUCUUAAAGCACUCCGUACAUUUUGUAGACUUGUAUUCUGUUUGUAUCAAGCCGGUGUACGUCCAGCUGAGAUUUAAUCCCUGCCAAAGAAAGUCAACCUUAAUCACAUGUUCUUUUAACCACUGCUGGUGUGGAUUUCAUAUUUACAUGUAAUGACUGGUUUAUGACCCUUGUACUCGCGUUCUAUUAAGAAACCAGACUAUAUCUUGUGUAAGUGCAAUACUGUGAUAUUACUCAUUGCCUUGUAUUUUUAGCUAUGCUACAUGUAGCGGCUAGCGGACGCUCUGCAUGCCUAUCUGUCUGUACCAUACUUGGUGUGAAAAAUACAUAUAAGAUGGAUUACCAUGUUUGGUACAGACAACCACGCUGCCUUUAAGAUGAAUCUAUUCAUUACCAAAUGCCUACUAAGCUUACUUUAUACCCAAUAACCUCGACUGUUGUCGUGUUAAGUGCUAACCAGGAAAUGUUAGCAUGCAGUAAGCCAUACUAAGUUGGUAGAAUUGAUCAACCAUACACCUGGAUUAGCAUGAGAUGUUAGCAUGCUAGCUUUUAGCUGAAAUGAUUGCUUUGUCUUAGUACAAUCUCCCAGGUGCAUUAGCAUGGCUUUAAACCUUAUAAAACUUGAACACUUGCUUAAGUUAACAGGCUGCCAUAAUCAAGGUGUGAUAAUGAAGUUAGAAAUGAGUUAGCUAGAGAUAAGAGGGAGAAUGUUUAAUGUCUCAUGGUUGAAGUUGUGAGUGUGCGAUUUGACACAUGGCAACAGUGUGUACCAGAGUGCUCUGUCUCUAACUCUGUGUCUUAGUGUAAAUAGUCUGAAAAAGAUGCUGCACAGACUGGGCUGCAGGGUAAAUGUGCUCAUGUUCCCCUCUGUGUUUAGUCGUUUCCAUGUUGACUGUCGUCACAGCAUCUCCCUCUCCCUCUGUGUGUUUCUCCAGAUAUUGCUGCCUGUGUUGAACGUGUGCCAGUGUAGUGUAACAGGAGAUAGAGAAUGUAGGUUAAAUGGGAGGAAAAGUUGUGAAUGUAGGAAAUAAAAAAGGCAGAAGUUGAGGGCAGGAACAUGAAUCAGCCCUCAGAGUGGUCGGAAAACCCCAGGAGUGACAGUUUUAGAAAACACACUUUCUUUCAGUUCUUUUAAAAGAAAGAGAUCUGAAUGUGAACUUGUCAUGAAAACAAUGCUGUCUUAGCUCCUUCAAUGGCCGUGAGAAUGGGAAAGAAAACACGUUUGUAGAUAUAUCUUAGUGCAGUUGAAUGCAAAUUUGUGCUCUGUGUUGAAUAACCCUUCUUGUAAGAUAACAUGGGUGUGCCUCAUGUGAGGCUUGGAUGCCACUCGUGCUCUCAAAUCCAGAAUGCAGCUCUUUAUUACACGCCAGUAACCAAAUGUGUCUUAAAGUCUGUGCAUACAUAUACAAACAUAUCCUAUGUAAUACAUUCUGUACAAUCUGACCUCUUUGAAAGAAAGGACCAAAGUACACAAUAAUUUAUGCAAUCUGUGUAUUUGGUCAGUUUUUAUAUUUUCUACAGCACUUGCUUUUCUAAAACCAGCUUAAACUGCAGCUAGUAGGAUCGUGAGACUCAGUCCCCUGUGGUUCCAUUACAACAAUUUUUUAUCAUUUAUUUGUUAUGUUUUGAGGUUGUGAAUCACAUGCAGAAUGUCAAAAUAUUAGCUUGAAAAAUAAAUCACAAUGCAAAAGUA
Labrus bergylta (ballan wrasse) is the source of this 3105-nucleotide messenger RNA. The record is from RefSeq and is a predicted model, not a curated record. Lineage: Eukaryota; Metazoa; Chordata; Actinopteri; Labriformes; Labridae.